Molecule: messenger RNA, 5010 nt
Organism: Phalacrocorax carbo (great cormorant)
Lineage: Eukaryota; Metazoa; Chordata; Aves; Suliformes; Phalacrocoracidae
Source: RefSeq, a predicted model, not a curated record
GUUUCCCCGGGGAGGCGGCGGCGGGGCCUGGUCGCUCUGGUGCGGGCGGCUCGGUGGCGAUACCGGGCCCCGCAGCAGCCAUUUGGAGGAAGUCGGGGAAGACCGGAGCCCGCGACCGUGGCGGAAGGCGGAGGGGAAGGACAGCCGCCGCCCGGCGCUCUCCCCGCAGCCCAUGUCCUCUCCCCGCGCCGGGCGGCCCCGCGGGGAGCCAUGUCCGCCGGCGGAGCGCCCCAGCCUGCCCACGCCCUGAACCUGCUCCCCUACCCCAGGCUGAGCGAGGUGCCGAGAGCCGGACACGAGCUGGAUGCCGUCAGCGCUGAGGUCCCCUCCGACCCCUGCACAGGCUACCGGUUUUUCAAGCCCGGCGGUUUGUUCGGAAUGAAACAGUCGGAGGAGCCGUACGCCGAAGGCCAGCAGAUGCAGGAGGACACCAAGAUCCUCGUGAGCCCCUGCGCGGUUGAGCCCGGUCGGGUGAAUAAAGUCGAGCAGCCUGAGGAGAAACCCGGGGCAGCUGCCGGCGCCCUGGAGCUGUAUCCCGCGGCCGCCAGCAGCUCCGGCCGCUGGUUUCACGGCGGGCAGCGUGCGCCGGAGCGGGCGGGCGUGGAGAGAGACGGCGCCGCCGGCCUCGGCCCGCUCUCCACGCGGGUGGCCUGCUGGGUGCCGCAGCUCGGCGCCGGCCCUUUCCGCUGCGCCCAGUGCGGGAAAGGUUUCCGCCAGAAGCAAAGCCUCAUCACGCACGAGAGGAUCCACACCGGAGAGAAACCCUACCGGUGCGGGGACUGCGGGAAGAGCUUCAGCCAGCGGCCCAACCUGCUGACCCACCGCCGCGUGCACACCGGGGAGCGCCCCUUCCCCUGCGCCCAGUGCGGCAAGCGCUUCAGCCAGAAAGCCAACCUGCUGGCCCACCAGCGCAUCCACGCCGCCGGGGAGAAGGCGCUGGCGGGGGGCGAGCAGGAGGACGGCGCGGCCGGCAAGCCGAAGCUGCGAUCCCAGCAGAGGAGUUACCAGGAGGACACCCCCUUCGUCUGCCCCGAGUGCGGGAAGAGCUUCAGGCAGAAGCCCAACCUCAUCACCCACCGGCGCAUCCACACCGGCGAGCGCCCCUUCACCUGCUUCCUCUGCGGCCGGAGCUUCAACCAGAAGACCAACCUGGUGACGCACUACCGCGUGCACACCGGGGAGCGCCCCUUCGCCUGCACCCAGUGCGGCAAGCGCUUCACCCAGAAAACCAACCUGGUGACGCACCAGAGCACCCACACCGACCUCCGUCCCUACCCCUGCGGGCAGUGCCAGAAGUGCUUCAAGGACAAAGUCUCCCUCAAAGCCCACCAGAAGACUCACGCCCCGCGCCAGCGGCGCUGCCCGGGCCGCAGCCCGGCCACCGGCCUGCCCUUCGGGGCUGCUGCGCCCACCCUGCUCCAGCCUGGGGGUCCCGAGCCAGACCCCGCCUUCAGCCCCAUGGCGUCGCUGCCCAUUCAGAAGCUCCCCGAGGGCCAAGAGCUCUACUCGUGCGCGGAGAAGAGCUUUCCCCCGAAGGAGCCGCUCCUGCCGCACCAGCCAGCCCCGCUGGGCGAGCAGACCUUCCCCUGCAUCCAGUGCGGGGAGGGGUUUUGCCAGAAGGUGACUCUCCUCCGGCCGCAGCACAGUCCGGCCGCCGACGCUCCCGGGGGCUGCGCGGCAGCCUUCGCCCACGGCCCGCACCUCCUGGGGCACCUGGGGGUGCAGCCCGUCCUCGGGGACGCGACCGCCCCGGCUCCCCAGACCCCCGGGGCGGAGAAACCCUUCAUCUGCAACCAGUGCGGCAACAGCUUCGGCCUCUGGCUCUCCCUCGUGGCCCACCAGAAGACCCACGUCGGGCAGAAGUCCUACCCGUGCCCCGAGCACGAGAAGAGCUCCGGCGACGAGCUGUCCCCCAAAUCCACCCCGCAGGAGAAGCAGGCGGAGGGGAGGGCCUGGGUGUGCCCCGAGUGCGGGAGAAGCUUCGCCCAGUACGAGCGUUUGGUAAAACACCGGCAAAACCACCGGGGCAGGGGGCCCUACCGCUGCGACGUCUGCGGGAAGAGGUUCAGCCUGAAAACCAACCUGGUGACCCACCAGCGCAUCCACACCGGCGAGCGCCCCUUCACCUGCGGCGUCUGCGGCCGCCGCUUCAACCAGAAGGGGAACCUGGUGACCCACUACCGCACGCACACCGGGGAGCGCCCCUUCGCCUGCACCCAGUGCGGCAAGCGCUUCGCCCAGAAGCCCAACCUCAUCGCCCACCAGAAGACCCACACGGGCAGGCAGCCCUUCAGCUGCCUGGAGUGUCCCAAGCGCUUCAAGAGCAAGCUUUCCCUGCGGGUCCACCAGCGAGUGCACGCGGCGGAGAGACCCCAGGGCGAGCCGGGCCCGGCCGCCGGCCUCCAGCCCCACCCCGGCAGCCCCUACCCCUGCUCACUCUGCGGGGAGACCUUCGAGGAGCACGGCGAGCUGCAGCUGCACCGGCAGGGCCACGCCGGCGAGCGGCCGCACGCCUGCGCCGAGUGCGGGAAGCGAUUCCGGCAGAAGGUGAAUCUGGCCGUUCACCAGAGGACCCACACCGGCGAGCGACCGUUCCGCUGCGCCGAGUGCGGGAAGGGCUUCAGCCAGAAGGCUCACCUCCUCCGGCACCGCAGGACGCACGCCGGCGGCAUCCCGCCCUCCUGCUGCGAGGGGACCUGCCCGGCGCACCAGGAAGAGCCGGACGCCGGCGACGCUCCCCUGGGAAAAGGCUCCGACGGCCCCGGCGUGCUGCUGCCCCCCUGCUCCCACGGAGCCACUCACGGAUCGCUGGCUCGGGAGGAGCUUCGGGCGGGAGCGCAGCCCCCCAACAGACCCGAGAGCCCCUCGGGGGCGGCAGACAUCCUCCUGCAGCUGAUGCAGGACGACCACCACCUCGUGCCGGGGUCCCACCACCCGCAGGAGGGCCCCGGCGGGCAGUGCCCCUGCAAGUGCGCCGAGGCGGGGGAAGGCUUGAGCCCGAAGCCCCCGAACCCGCCGCCGCAGUGCUGCUGCGCCGACUGCCUGAGCCAGCGGCAGCUGCUCCUGAAGCCCCAGCCCGACUGCCGAGCCGAGCUCUGGUGCAAGUACGGCGGCUGCGGCAGAAGCUUUGAGGAGAAGCGAGUCCUGAGAGUGCCUGAGAGAGCGCACGGCGAAGAGAAGCCCUCGCCGUGCCCCAGCUGCUUGUAACGCCCGCGCGGGCCGCCGAAAGCCUGCCUCCGCGGCGAGGGACCGCACCUCGUCGCUCUUGCACUAAAAGACACCAAACAGAACGAGGCGGCGGCUCGCGCCGGGGGCCGACGGCCGGCCGGAGGGGGAGCCGCGAGUCGGGGCUCGUGGCGGCGGGGACUCGGCAGAACCGCGGUGCUUUUGGGAACAUGAGGCCCCCCCCAGAAGCGUGCGUCGGACGGGGCGAAGCAGGAGGCGGGCUCGGAGGCGCUGGGUGAGCCUUUCUGCCUCGCCGACGUACCAAACCGAUGGAGGGGAUGGAGCUGAGGGGCGGCCGCGGGACCCGGGAUCCGCAGCGUUGGCUCCUGCUGCAGCCGCACGGACCGUGGGGAGCGGGAGGAGCUCGGGAUGCGGGAUCUCUCGGCUUAAAAACCGCUUCCGUGCCUGCGGCAGGGCCCGGCGGCGGCACCUCUGCCCGCUCCUGCCGCCGGGCUCGGCUGGGUGACGCGCGGACCCGGAGGCAGCCGUGGGGCAGCGGGGGGCCUCCGCGGGCCCAGAGCUUCGCCCAGAACCCUCCGUCCUUCUCUUCUGGACUGGCCGUCAUUCCGCAGGGACGCGUUCGGGAUGCAGAGCCGAGACGCGCCGUCGGCCGCCCGCCGGCCUGGGAGCAGGAGCAGCAGCUUCGCCGGGCGCCGGAGCGAGCCGCGGGAGGCCGGGAGAGCCGCGGAGAGGUGCCAGGGCCCUUCUCGCCUCGCCGGUGACCUCCUGCCGAGGCUCCCCAGCCAAUGCCGCACGAUCCGGCCCACGGGUUCCUUGGGGGUGCGGGGCGAGCACCGGGAAAACGGGAAACUGCCGGGAAAAGGGCCUGGAAGCUUCUAGGCUCGCCUCCGCUUCCCAAAGGGAGGCGGGAACAGCCUCUCCGGGCCCGGAGGGGCCGCGCAGGGUGGCAGGGGGGUGGGGAAGGGGGGGUGUAGCUUGUGCUUCUCUACUUGCUCUGUGGAUAAUCUUUCUGACUAGCAGCUCUUUCUGGUACUCAGUUAACCUCUGCAUAGGUAACCCAGACACGCCGGGGGAGCAGGAGCGGCCGUAGGCUGCCGGAGCCAGCGCGGUAGCUCGUGGUGGUGGUGGUGUCUGCCCGUUUCCCUGCCGGCGCGGUGCUCCGGCGGAGGCGCCGGUUGCUUGCCGGGGCUUGCCUGCCAUCUCCGCUUCCCCGUCGGUGCAGCAGAGCCCGUUCGUCGGGUGUUCGGGGAGGGGGUGUCAGGGCUUUAGAAAUGGGAACCGCGCGCCUGAAAGCUGUUCUCGCUUCGAAGCGGGCUUUACCCGAAAGGGGAAGCGAAUCUCGCCUGCUGCGUCUGGGGGAACCCCUCGUCCCGCCCCGCGCCCCCUCAGCCGCCUGCUCCUCAGCCCCGCAGCCGGGUCGCGCCGUGCUCGGCCGUGGAGCCUCGCGGCUGCCCCCCUCGAACAAAAACCUUCCUUGAAAGCACGAGGGACGGCGUUACCGGAGCCCAGCUCAGUGCCGCGCCGCUCGCCGCCGCCUGUGUGUUUUGGGGUGUAGCCAAAGGGGUGUAGGCAAGGAGAGGGUUUGUCACCAGCCGAGGGGACGCCGGGACGGUGACAGCUGGAGCUUCAGCGGGGGAAGGCAUAGGGGUCCCAGCACCCGAAAUCUGGCAGGCUGGGGUGGGCAUCCGACCCUGUCCCCCCUAACCUGCUGCCCCCGGGGCCGACGCACCGCCCCCCUCCCCUCCCCUCCCGCUCCAGCAGCAUUUCAGGUCCUUGCAAUUCUAUUUUUUUGAGGUUAUUUAAAAUAAAAGCUUUCUCACAGCA